This is a messenger RNA of Exophiala aquamarina CBS 119918, 2154 nucleotides long. RefSeq names its product anaphase-promoting complex subunit 6. NCBI's taxonomy places the organism in Eukaryota, Fungi, Ascomycota, Eurotiomycetes, Chaetothyriales, Herpotrichiellaceae. The coding region runs from base 1 to 2154 and encodes 717 amino acids. The transcript has 2 exons. The record is from RefSeq and is a predicted model, not a curated record. Gene Ontology annotation, molecular function: protein binding. Gene Ontology annotation, biological process: cell division.
AUGGAUCGGUACCUCCGAACGUGGAGACAAGAUGCCCUGAACAAGGGUCAACAAGAUGCUGCCAUUUACAUUGGAGACAAGGUGCUUGCCGUGACCAACAAUGAUGCAGACGCUUUCUGGCUGGCCCAGGUUCAUUUUGGAAACAACAACUUUACUCGCGCCCUUGCCCUUCUCUCCCGGAAGGACCUCAUUACCCGAAGCCUGUCAUGUCGAUAUCUGGCUUCCCAUUGUUACAUCAAACAAGGCAGAUAUGAUCAGGCCCUCGACAUCUUGGGCGAAGACAACCCAACUCAUCUCAUAAACACGUCUCAUAAUGCGCGCCGGAAGCUGGCUCAUAUCAACGGCCGUUCUCAGAGAAAUGUCACCCAGAGAGGCACCAAACCACCCCGGGACAGAAUUGAGCUGAGUGAAGAGCGGGAGCGGGACCGUGAGUCCGAGAAGGAACUCAAGUUUCAAGCUGCCAUGUGUUAUCUGCGUGGCCUAUGCUUUGCGAAACGGAAUGCAUUCGAUCGUGCAAGAGACUGCUACAAGGACGCUGUUCGUAUCGACGUUCAGUGCUUUGAGGCUUUUGAUCAGCUCAUGAAGAAUUCUCUCAUGUCUCCUGCCGAGGAGUUGGCCUUUUUGGAAGAGCUGGAUUUUGAUGCGAUCCGCAUAGAGGAUCCGUCAAUGGCCCAGGAGGCCGCUCAUUUUACCAAGUUGCUUUACACCACCCGUCUAUCCAAGUACUCAUCACCGACGACCUUGGCUAACGCUACCGAGACCCUCUCCACUCACUAUAAUCUUGCUUCCAACCCAGAUUUACUCUUGACAAGAGCAGAGACGCUCUAUACGCAAUGUCGAUUCCAUGAAGCCCUAGCUAUAACCACUAACAUUCUCAACUCUCGUGAGACCUCGGAUUCCUCUUCCAACGCAGCCUCUACCGGUACCACUGCUUCUCUCGGUCACAGUCCACGACUUUACCCUCUUCAUCUUGCAGUCCUGUACGAGACUGGUUCUCAUAAUACACUGUUCCAUCUCUCCCACACUCUAUCAACACACGCUCCACAUGAGUCAUACACCUAUCUUGCAAUCGGCACCUACUACUUAUCCACCUUUCGAAUAGCAGAUGCUCGACGCUUCUUUUCAAAAGCAUCCCUGAUGGAUCCACAUUCCGCCCCUGCAUGGAUUGGCUUCGCACAUACUUUUGCUGCCGAGGGCGAACACGACCAAGCCAUUGCCGCCUAUUCAACGGCUGCCAGAUUGUUCCAAGGUAGCCACCUUCCACAACUCUUCCUUGGAAUGCAGCAUCUCGCCUUGAAUAACAUGCAGCUUGCUUGGGAGUAUUGUCUGGCUGCCUUUGAGAUGAGCAGUGGUGCCAUUAAGACCGAAACCGAGGAUGACCUUGGAACCAGGAUUUCAAACAGCAAUAGUAGCAUUGGUGGUGAUCCUUUGGUCCUCAACGAAAUCGGUGUGAUAUUGUAUCAUCAAGCAAACCUUCCAUCCGCAGCCAAGCUCUUUCACAAAUCUCUACAACUGGCUUCAGAUUUGGGCUGCGAUAUGACUGCUUGGGUGGCGACUAGGGCUAAUUUAGCACAUGCGCUGAGGCGGCUUGGGAAAUUUGAAGAGGCUCUGGCAGAGUUUGACGAAUGUCUACGGACAGCUACCGGAGGCGCAGCCCCGGCUGUCGGAUCAUUUGAACCUGGACGAGGCAUGUCAGCAUUUGCUAACUUGAGUCUUGGGGGUUCUGGAAUUGGUCCGACCCCAAGCAGCGCGGCCAGUGGCUACGAUGACCGAAAUUUGAUUGGUAGCAUCCACACCAGUAGAGGUCUUGUAUUACUCAGUAUAGGUGGGCGUACCAGGGAAGCGGUUAUGGCUUUGCAUGAAGCGGUAAGGGUCCUUGGUGGCGAUGCUGGGGGUGGCGCUGUGGCAGGGACACUGCUGAGCCGAGCAAUGGGAUUUUGGGCUGUUGAAGAGGAUCACGACAUCGCCGAGGUUGAUCCCAUGGUGAUACAUGGAUCCGCCUCGUCAAAAACCCGAAAAAGGAAGGGAAAAGAACCUAGCGUCGGCGCUGCCGGCAAUGCUCCUGUGCGAAUGAGCAAUGAACAAAGGGUAGAGCGAGGAAUAGACCAGGCCGGUGAUGAUAUCUUGAAUGCAGCAUUCCGAGCACUGCGAUAA